Messenger RNA from Dichomitus squalens LYAD-421 SS1, 399 nucleotides. RefSeq names its product cytochrome b5. Gene Ontology annotation, molecular function: heme binding. Bases 1 to 399 code for a protein of 132 amino acids. Lineage: Eukaryota; Fungi; Basidiomycota; Agaricomycetes; Polyporales; Polyporaceae. The transcript is spliced from 6 exons. The record is from RefSeq and is a predicted model, not a curated record. Gene Ontology annotation, cellular component: intracellular membrane-bounded organelle; endoplasmic reticulum membrane.
AUGGCCAAGCUUGUCACCUACGCGGAGCUCAAGGAGCACAGCAACAAGACCAGCCUGUACAUUCUUCUGCACGAGAAGGUGUACGAUGUCACAAAAUUCAUUGACGAGCACCCUGGAGGCGACGAGGUGAUCCUUGCGGAGGCUGCGCGGGAUGCCACGGAGGCCUUUGAGGAUGUCGGGCACUCGGAUGAGGCUCGUGCGCUCCUCAAGGACUUGCUGGUUGGUGACUUCGAGAAGACUGACGAACUCAAGACGAAGGGUCCGUACUCUUCCUCGAGUUCCAACAGCAAUGCCGUCAACGCGGCGGUGGAGCAGGGUUCCAACUUGAUGUAUUUCGUCCCCCUGGCGGUGUUGGGUGCCUACUUCGCGUGGCGCUACUACUCGAGCGGCUCGAUAUAA